AUGUCUUCCUCAGCACUGGCCUUGCGCCCAGCUGUUCUGCGCCGAAGUGUUCUCGGAGCGACAAGGGUGCAAUGUCGUUAUAUCUCGAUGCCCUCCAAGGGAAAGAUGUUGCGGGAGAUGCAAAGGGCGGCCAUGAAGGAUGCCAAGAAGACAGAUACCCAGUCCAUGUCUGCGAUGCAGAAGAAGGCGAAUGAAGAGUACUUCAAGUUUGGUGGUGGUCCAUUGUUUCCUGGCACAUUCGUCGCCCUACCGUUAUCUCGAUACCCCUCCGGCGUCUCCAAUUUCCUCAACUACUCAUGGUACCGACUUCGCUCAUGGGGAAUUGAAUACAUGUCUCUCCUUCAGUUCAAGCUCAAGUCCAUGCCCGGCUGGACAACCCGACCCAAAUGGAAGAUCGGCCGCGGCACAAUUGCGCCCACAGCGAAGAACAUGUACAUGGAGAUGCUCGAGGCCUUUGCUGCUGGUGACAAGGCCACCAUCAACGAUCUAUGCCUCGGCCAGUUCAGCAAGAAACUCACUGCCGCUAUUGACCGUCGAAACCCUGCUGAGCGUGUCACAUUCGAGCUUGUCAAGCUUAACAAGACAUUGCUAUACCCUCGCGUGUUAGCGCACCAGGUCCAUAACAUCAACCCUCACGAUAAGGACAACAGCACACAGCAAGCCGUUAUAGCAAUCGCCUCAACACAACGAGUUGCGAAAUUCAAGAAGACCACCGGCGAGCUUAUCCCCGGUAGCACAAAAGUGCAAGACAAGAUGGAGUACGUGGUGCUGUCAAGGCAGGUCAACGAGAAGACAUUCUUGUCCAGCCCAUGGCGUAUAUGGGGAACUGUCCCUGCUACGACGCUUGAGGCGUUCAAUGAGGAGCAGGAGUGGCUCAUGAGAGAGCAAGCUCAGCGUGCUGGGUGGAAGGGACCUACGAAAUCAACGAAAUAG
Fusarium sp. VM40 is the source of this 933-nucleotide messenger RNA. NCBI's taxonomy places the organism in Eukaryota, Fungi, Ascomycota, Sordariomycetes, Hypocreales, Nectriaceae. The record is from the annotation of a GenBank genome assembly.